Aspergillus fumigatus Af293 is the source of this 1617-nucleotide messenger RNA. NCBI's taxonomy places the organism in Eukaryota, Fungi, Ascomycota, Eurotiomycetes, Eurotiales, Aspergillaceae. The record is from RefSeq and is a predicted model, not a curated record.
AUGAUUCACAAUGUAUACAACGCGGCAUCUCCAUUGUCGCCUUCACAGUCUCCCACCACCUCCGAAGCCUGGACCCCGGCUCGGAGACCCAGCCUCGAACCUGAACGGGAGAUCCUAUCAACACGGGGCCAUAGCCUCCCAAAACUACUUCGCGAGCGAUCGCUUUCACUCCCGCCUGCUACUGCUCGGGAUGAGUACGUCAUUGAGCAUGGAGAUGGGGCGCCGUUCCGGAAUAGACGUGAAAGUCUUCCAGUCUCUCUCAGAGGAAUGGUCUUGAUCGGAGCAAGUAAUCCGAUGUACCAAUGGCAUCGCUAUUAUAAAAGUCCCGAGGAGCUGAAAAGCAUGAAGAAACACCUGCGGAAAUACUACCAACGCACCAAUGAGCUCGUGUCACAGUAUCUAUACAUCGAUCAACUGCUGGACUCAUCGCUGCCACACCAAUUGAUAGAUGAAUACAGUCAUGACCACGAUAUAGUCGCCCACCUCUGGACCAGGGGCCGAGAGCAGAAUGGUGAGGGUCCACCUGCAGACACCUCAAGCCGGAAGAUCAAAAGGACUCCACGUAACCUAUACCGUAUUCCAAACGAACGGUCACCGUUGCUACAGCCAACGAUCGAGGAGGACACCCCGUUUCCCGAAAUCCCUUCCCCCCAUGCUGCUGAGCAUGUCCACAGCGGCGAUCGCAUUGUCACCGUCGCCAUCUAUAUCAACUUGCUCGCCAAUGUGUUUUUGUUGGGUGCCAAAAUUGCCGUCAUGAGUUUGACGAGUUCCAUGUCCGUGUUGGCCAGUUUGGUGGACGGCGCAUUAGACUUUCUGAGUACGGUUAUCGUGUGGACGACAACCAAGCUUGCGCAGCGUCAGGACCGGUACCGAUACCCCAUCAGUCGACGGCGGCUGGAGCCUCUCAGUAUCCUAGUGUUUGCGGUAGUGAUGGCGACCUCGUUUGUGCAGGUGGCCAUCACCUCGUUGGGGCGGCUGCUAGGCCCAGACCACAAACUGGUGCAACUCUCGCUACCAGCAAUCUUCAUGAUGGCUAGCACUGUUGUGGUAAAACUUCUCUGUUGGUUUUGGUGCCGAUUGAUCAAGAAUACUGGUGUUCAGGCCCUAGCGCAGGACGCCAUGACGGACGUGAUCUUCAACUUUUUCAGUAUUCUCUUCCCAUUGGGUGAGUCGUAUAUCUCUAGAUGUGGCCGACGCGAGCUGACAGAUAAAUCAGUGGGCUUUUUUGCCAAUUGGUGGUUCUUGGACCCGCUUGGUGGUCUCCUGCUCUCCGUCUACAUCAUCUGGAACUGGAGCGGGACCGCCGCCACGCAUAUCCGCCAUCUCACCGGCGCCGCUGCCUCACCCACUGAUCACAGCGUCCUCCUGUACAUGACCAUGCGGUUCUCUAAAAUCAUCACCAAAAUCCAAGAUUUGAAGGCCUAUUACGCGGGGGAUCACCUCAAUGUCGAAGUGGACAUUGUUGUAGAUGAGCGGACGAGCUUGCGCGAUGCUCAUGACGUCGGUGAGAGCUUACAGUACAUGCUGGAAAGCGUGCCGACUGUCGACCGUGCGUUUGUGCAUCUGGAUUAUGACCCGUGGAAUAUCCCAAGCCAUAUGAAUCAAUUGGAAGCAUAG